This is a messenger RNA of Ascoidea rubescens DSM 1968, 1194 nucleotides long. RefSeq lists its product as uncharacterized. The record is from RefSeq and is a predicted model, not a curated record. The transcript has 2 exons. NCBI's taxonomy places the organism in Eukaryota, Fungi, Ascomycota, Saccharomycetes, Ascoideales, Ascoideaceae. The coding region runs from base 338 to 955 and encodes 205 amino acids.
UAAAUCAGUUGCAUCUGUUGGAUAUUUGGCAGAAAUUAAUGAAAUCAAUAAACCAUUUAGCAAUUGUUUGAUAGAAAACAAAAAUAAAAUUUUGGUGUUUAAUAGGGCAGAAAUUUUAGAGAUAAUUAAGAAUCAGGUUAAAAAAACUGCAUUGAAAAUUAAACUGGAUGUAUAUAUCAGAAAAAGAGGAAUUUUUCAGGGAUUUGGUUUGUCAUCAAGUUUCUGUGAUUUGGUUUAUGAUCAUUUUUUAGAAAAAAUCCUAUUUAAUAUCGAUCUCUCAAAGAUUUUGAUUUUGAGAUUUGUUGAUGAUUUUUUAAUAAUUUCUUCCAGAAAAUCCAUGGCAAUUGAGAAUUAUCAAAAAAUUAAAAAUGGUCUUCAAGAAUAUUCAAUUUCAUUAAACAACAACAAAAUAUCAUCAAAUUUCUUUGAUCUGAGCAUUGCUCAAGAAAACACCAGCAAUAUCUUGAAUCAGUCACAAUUUAUAUUGUUUUGUGGUUUGAAUAUUUGCACAAGAUCAUUAAACAUUGUAAAAAUUCCCAAUAAGCUUCAUCUCAAUUCCGUCACUUCUAUUAAAAAAUUGUAUUAUUUUUUAAGAAAAUUACACAUUUUAAGAUUAAAAUCUUCAAUUAAUGGUCAUAAUUUAUCCAAUCUUCAUUUUGUGAAAUUAAAUAUUUAUAUUUGUGUCCAAAAUAUUGCAAAUUGUUUAGUUACUUAUACACACAACUUUUCAUUUGAACUAGAUCUAUUUAAAUUGUUUUUCAAAGAUAUCAUUAGUUCAACUUUCACCCAAUUAAAUUCUUAUAAGAAAAUCAAUAUUGGAGAUACAAAAUUUCUAAAAACAAUAAUAAAUGUUUGCGCAUCAGCAUUCUUAAUGGAAUUCAAUAAUUCAAAUACAAAGUUAAAAGAAAUCAGCUAUUUUUUGCAGUAUAUUCAUUUAAAGUAUUUUUUGUAUUAAAGUUAGACUUAGAAGCCCAGCAUACUUGUUUUCAUAAGGUUUAAAGUAAUAAUUACUAAAUCUAUUGUUGAUUUAAAUAUUGAUAUUGUAAUAAAAAACCUAAGCCUUAUCAAAGGAUAUAUAAUAUAAAAACUUUCAAAAAAACCAAUUUAUAUUGACAAAACCUAAAUUAAUGAUUAAUAGUUCAUUUGAAAUAGCUAUUUUUAAUAUAAAAUAUAGUCAAAUAAUAAUACUAACGA